AUGGAUCACAGCAACCAAAGAUGUAUAUUUUUCGGUGUUUGUUCUAUAGUGUUAAUACUAUGUGCACCAUUAUUCUGUGUGCUAAGUUUACAUUCUGCAAACGGAUCUCAGGUGAAGGUCUUUGUCGAACAAUUGUUUGUUCCUGCCAUUCUCAAUAAUUCGGUCAGUGAUUAUUCCCUGAUCAACUCCCCCGCCGUCUUCUUCAUCCUCUCACUCCACGACGACACCUACGACUACAUGGGAGUUGUCUACGAUAACAUCACUAUCAGAUUUUACUAUGUUGCGCCAAUUGCUACUACCCCUAUUGCCAACUACACAUGGCCCGGAUUUUAUCAGAAAGGUGAUCAACAUGGCUCUACAAUAGAAUGUUCCGAUUAUGUUUACACCCGAGGGAUUUCGUUCGCAGAAGUUUCGACGAAUGUGUCCGAAAUUGUUUUGCGCGUGGAUUUGGCGACUGCUUUCAGGUUUAAAUACUGGUGGCAGUGGGAAAGCAGCACACAUGAGUUAUCGAGGCAGGGCGAUGUGAAGGUGAGCACCGUGACGGGGAAGAAAACUGCACCAACUGGCAUAGAGCUCUCUCAGCACGACUCGAGGAAUUACUACAAGCCAUUCAUGGCUUUUUCUAUUUUCUUUUUUCCCCUUUUGACCCUCAUCUGGGCCGGCUCUUUACUUUAUGCUUGCAGUGACGACUGA
Messenger RNA from Daucus carota subsp. sativus, 693 nucleotides. RefSeq lists its product as uncharacterized. Gene Ontology annotation, cellular component: plasmodesma; plasma membrane. NCBI's taxonomy places the organism in Eukaryota, Viridiplantae, Streptophyta, Magnoliopsida, Apiales, Apiaceae. The transcript has a single exon. The record is from RefSeq and is a predicted model, not a curated record. Gene Ontology annotation, biological process: defense response to other organism. Bases 1 to 693 code for a protein of 230 amino acids.